AUGGCCGGCCGGAUGGCUUCGGCCUUUUAUUACUCCGCGCUUAUUUUUCACUUAAUACUGUUAACGGGUUUGAAUAAUGGACAAAGAUUUGGUGAAAAAGCGAGAACCCUUCACAUAACGGAGGACUACGAAUCAUACGGUUACAGACGGCCGUUAGUCAUCAAUCGGGAUGAGUACGCGGACGAUGCCAGCGAAACGUCAUCUAGUCGAACGCGCAGGGAUGUUCCUCAUUCAGCGUUCCCAAAUAAUAAUCCAAAUAUCACGACGAAGGUCAAUGCUUUAAACGACUCACAUCAACAAUUAAUAGUUCAUUGGGUUGGAGAAGGAUCUAAUGUAAUAAUAUGCUUAGCAAGAGAUAGUACACCAAUGGUGAGAUUGCAAGGUACCAAACCUACAGCACCUAGCAACCCAAGUGCUGUAUAUAUCAGUUACGAUUAUGGUGAUACGUUUGUAAACGUGACAGAAAAAUUUCGAGUUUCCUCUGAACCAAAUGCACCAUAUGCUAUUCUAGAUAAAUUCAGCAAUCAUCCAAAAUAUUACACAUAUUGUAUCUUUGUAGACACUACAAACAAAUUGAUCUUUAAAACACCUAAUGAUGGAAAAGACAUUGAAAGGGUUGAAGUACAAUUUACUCCAAAUGAGAUCUCGUUUUAUGAAAUGGACCCUAGAUUUCUUGUUGCUCUGGAUAAAGUUCAUCCUUGGCGUACAUUGUGGUUAUCGAUGGAUACUGGAAAAACAUGGACGUCAUUAUAUCCUUAUGUAAAAGCAUUCUUUUGGUCAACUGCACCUACACUAAUGUUCGAACGCAUGGAGCCUCUCGGAUGGAACACCGUUUGCAAAUUUGAUAUGCACCACGACAGACAGGAAAUACUUAAUUCGUUCACGGUGGUUAUGAAAUACGUGGAAGAUUUUCAACUCAGAGGAGAUUAUAAAUUUGCUACAUCGAAGAGUGGAAAAAAUGAUACUGAACAUUUGGAUCUCUACGUUGCCUAUAAGAAUUUUAGUUUUGUCAAGGCUGAGUUCAGCACGAAUUUACCCAUUAAGGAUUAUCACAUUGUCGAUGUGUCACACAAUAGAGUUUUCGUCGCGGCUUCCCACAGUGAAACCCAAGUGAAUCUUUACAUAUCAGAGAUGUUAGAUCAACUUAAGGUAACGUUCACGUUAUCUUUGGAAAACAUUCUCACGUUUUUCCCGAACAGCACUUGGAAGGACAGUUGGUUGAAUGAUGUGGCAGACGAAGCAUUUACAGAUUUAUAUAAGGUCGAGGGUCUUCGUGGUAUUUACAUAGCGUCGCAGGUAAAAGGAACACCAAAAUCAGGGUCCAUUGGACCAGAGCAUUUAAUAUCAUUGAUAACAUUUGAUCAUGGCGCUACCUGGAACCCUAUAAAACCACCCACAGCGACUCAUGAAGGAUUCUACGUUCAUUGUACCAAACGCUGUUCCUUGCACCUGAGUCAGCGUUUCAGUCAACUGUAUCCUGUAACCAGAUCAGUAUCGAUCAUGAGUUCCAAGUCUGCUCCUGGUAUCAUAAUGGCUACCGGCGUGAUAGGUCCGGAUUUAAAAGGUUAUCCCGCUUUGUACGUGUCCAGAGAUGCUGGCCUUACAUGGAAACAGGUCCUCAAGGACUAUUACUUCUUCAACAUGGGAGACCAUGGUGGUCUGUUGGUAGCCGUGAAAUACUUCAAAUCACACGGGGAGACCAGAGAUAUCUCUUAUUCCACCGACGAGGGGGAGACUUGGCAGUCUUACCAGUUUAAUGAAAAGAUGCUGCGCCUGUAUGGAUUAAUGACAGAACCAGGAGAGAACACAACUGUGUUCACGAUGUUCGGCUCAGCUAGUGGCCAGCACCAGUGGCUGAUAAUCAAGGUUGAUUUGAGGAACGUCUUCGAAAGGUCUUGCACUGAGGACGACUUCAAGUUCUGGUCACCGUCCAGUUCAGAUCAACCAGUGAUGUCCUGUGUGCUAGGUCGAAAGGAAACCUAUCAGAGAAGAGCAGCACGUACAAAUUGUUAUACUGGAGUGGAUUACGACCGCCCAGUCAGGACAGAAAUAUGUCCUUGUGACUUCAACGACUACCAAUGUGACUUCGGCUUUGAACGAGAUGGAAAUCCUUAUCACUGUAUUAGAACCAAGUCCAUGAACUUCUACGACCCUUACGCCAUACCAUCCACCUGCAUGCCAGGGAAGUUUUACAACAGAACAAAGGGUUACAGGAAAAUAGCAGAUGAUGAAUGUGUCGGUGGUUUGGCUAGAAACUUCGAGCCAAGCGAAAUUCCUUGUCCCAUUGAGGAGAAGGCAGCGUUCCUAUUAGUAGCACUACGGGAGCACAUUUCGCGUAUCGAUUUGGUUGAGGAAAAACUGGAAACAUUACCCGUUCAUGAUCUAAAGAAUGUCAUAGCUAUUGAGUUUGACAUGAGGAAUAAUUGUCUGUAUUGGGCGGACAUCGUAAACGACACCAUCGGUAGACAAUGCUUCAUGGAUGGCACGAGUUACCCUGAGAUCCUUGUAGAGAGUGAUUUAAGCUCUAUAGAAGGAAUGGCGCUCGAUUGGGUGUCCAAUCUUUUGUACUUUGUGGAUGGGGUUAAGAUGAGAAUUCAGGUGAUCAGAACAGAUGUGCCCACCAUGGGAAGAAUGCGUAGGACCAUUCUGGGAUCUAAUAAUCUACAGAAGCCUAGAGGAAUAGCCGUGCACCCUAUGAAUGGGUACAUGUUCUGGACCGAUUGGGCUCCAGGGAACGCUUCAGUCUCAAGAGCCAACCUGGAUGGUACAGAAGUGAAACGAUUAUUCGUAGAGCCAACUGUAGAGUGGCCAAACGGAAUAACCAUCGACCAUAUAGCUGAACAAAUCUACUGGGUGGAUGCUAGGCUAGAUUACAUUGGUUCCAGUGACUUCGACGGUAAGAAGUUCAAAAAGGUGAUCUCGAAGAACGACAGGGUAUCUCAUCCGUUUGCCGUGGCGGUGUUCAAGGAUAACAUGUACUGGGACGAUUGGAAAGAAUCGAUGAUCUUCGUCGCUGAUAAGGAUCACGGUUUGGGUAUAUCUACAAUCACAAGUCAAUUGCCAGGUUUGAUGGACCUCAAGGUGUUCGCUCACAGUAUCCAAGAGGGCACCAAUGACUGCGCCAACAACACUUGCUCGUACAUCUGCGUGGGAGCUCCUCAUGGCGGCCACGUGUGCCUCUGUCCUGAUGGUAUGGAGAUGAUCGACGGCAAGUGCCUGUGUCCAGGUGGAAUUGAACCCUUCGCCAAUUCCACAUGUCCUCGAGUGGCUAGUACUUGUGACCCAACUCAAUUUGCCUGUGGCAAUGACGUAUGCAUCCCUGUGUCGUGGGUAUGUGACAGGGACAACGAUUGUGGCGACCACUCAGACGAGCUGAACUGCAACAGGACCAGCUGCACGCCUAACUUCGAGUGCGACGACAACAAGUGUAUCUCUAAGCAUUGGGUCUGUGACUUCGAUCAAGAUUGUCAGGAUGGUCGGGAUGAGAUGAACUGCAAGUAUCCUCGGUGUACAGAGUCUCAAUUUCGCUGCGACAACGGCAGGUGUAUCUCGCACAGAUGGCACUGCGACGGUGAGGACGACUGCAGGGACGGAUCCGAUGAAAAGGAUUGCGGGAAAAUGACACAUUUGAGCGGGUGCAAGACUGACGAGUUCUUCUGCAAGGUGGAGAAGUCGUGUAUACCAGCUGGUUGGAAGUGUGACGGUGAACCGGACUGUGAGGACGGCAGGGACGAGGCUGACUGUAGCAAGAUGGUCUGCGAGAGUUGGCAGUUUACGUGUAACUUGUCGCAAGUAAAGCACCGUUGCAUAUACAACUCGUGGGUCUGUGAUGGGGACAAGGACUGCGCUGAUGGCUCCGAUGAGGCAAACUGCACCGUCGCUGUACGUCCACCCGCGCUUGCUCCAAUCUUACCAAACAGUCCUUGUAACAACUGGAUGUUUAUGUGCACCAAUAAGAAAUGCGUACCUUAUUGGUGGAAAUGCGAUAGCGUGGACGAUUGUGGAGAUGACUCUGAUGAGAUGGGCUGCGGUAACGAUGACACCGAAGAAUGGGCUAUGAUAUUUUCCACGGAGCAGACAAAGAUCUGCAGGGAGCAUCAGUUUCAAUGUUCAAAUGGUGCCUGUAUACCAGACUUGUGGGUCUGUGACGGUACCAAGGAGUGUCCCUCUGGCGAAGAUGAAAUGCAUUGCAGUGACGUGGAUCAGCCAUCCUGCCACGAGGCCCAGUUUAUGUGUCGCACAGAUGGCUCAUGUGUGCCCAUAAGAAAUGUCUGUAACGGUGUGGAGGAUUGCUCUGACGGUAGCGAUGAGUUAGGCUGCUCUGUGGAGCAACAUUCGAGUCCAGCAGCCACACCAUCUUGUUACGUUGGUCUGUUCCCUUGCGAUGAGAUACGGUGUUUUCCUCUAGCCUCAUAUUGCGACGGGAAACAGGACUGCGUGGACGGUUUCGACGAGAGCAACUGCGAGAAAAAUAGUUCACGUGUGUAUCAGGUGCUUGUGAUGGGUGUGGACGAGCGUACUAUGAACACCACUAGCCUCUUCCUGUUCUGGUGGAUGCCUGUGUCCACUAAUGUCACCUUUGAGUUCCUACCUUCCAUAGCGUACGCAGUGCCUGGUGCAAAUUGGACCAACGCCACAGAGUGGAUCGAGGAUAUAAAGUACCAGUUUAACAACUUGAAACCAUACACCAAGUACAACCUGACAGUUUACGUUAGGAUAAGGGGGCAGUCAACUGUGUUCCCGCCGGCUAAAUACCUGAUUGUUCAAACUAACGAGGGUGUUCCUUCUGAGCCGUGGAACGUAACCGUGACACAAAAAGACGGGACCAGCGUGGAGGUUACCUGGCAGCCACCUCUGCAUCCUAACGGAAUUAUCACAGGCUACGAGGGAUUCGUGACGCCACCUAUUCCGCCAAUGCGAUACUUCAGACAAAAAACUUCGGCAAUUAUAGAUAUGGCGUUCGAGGCGGGCAAGAAUUAUUCGUUCUGGGUAAUAGCGAAGAAUAAGGAACGAGAGUCUGCCUCGUCCAAUGUGGCUACUUUGAUCUUCGAUGGGUCUGCAAAUAUCGAUAACAUUGAAGACCUUAAAGUGGUCGAGAUCACUAACCACUCGGUAACCCUGACCUGGAAAGCACUGAAGGAUGUAGAUAGUUAUCAUGUUACUCCCAGGGUUCCAGGACCGUAUCCUGAACUGAAAACGAUCACCAUUCUAGAGAAUCACGUAGAGAUAACUAAAUUGGCGCCAGGAACCAAUUACAUCUUCGAGGUUGGUGCUAUGAAAAGAAAUUAUGUUGGAAAGUUAACUAUGAUUACUGUCACUACUAAAGGCACUACUUUACCGACUGUCACUAAUUUGGUCGCGCAACUGAUAAAACCGAAUGGAACCUCGGUGAAGCUUACUUGGGAUCCACCUAAGAGCACCAAAAAGAUCAAGUGGCAAUACGCCAUUUAUUAUGCCAUGAAUAUGAUAGAAUUUUUUAAAGAGUACAAACUUCUGACGACAAAUCUGUCUGCGACAAUCAAGCAUUUGGAAGCUUGCGAGUCUUACGUCUUUGCGGUGGGCGUGAAUGGAGAUUAUGGUGCUGGUCCGUUCUGUCAGCCAGUCACGGUGUUCACGCAUUUCAAUAAAGGUGCUCCACCGAAGAAAGUCGGGGUUACCCGCUUUGGGAAUUUCGGUGAAAUAAUGAUUACUUGGAUGGCCAGUUGUCCCAUUAUCGAGGAACCCAUAAGAUACACGAUCACUGUGAUGGAAUAUACGCUCAACAAACAUUUUGAGGUUACUCUACCACCGACUAAUGAUACUAUUAUGAAGCAUACAUUUAACUCGAUCAAACAUGGCGGCAAGUAUCGAAUCACCGUGUCCACGGACGUUGAGGAUGCUAUACCCAGUCAGCCGAUCCUUUACAUGGCGCCGGACAUUCAGCCACCGCAUCAGCUCAAAGUUUUACCCGAUAACGAGGACUUCAUUGUCGUGUGGCGAGAACACGAUCUACCAGACACUCUGAGAAUCGCCAAGUACCAUUACGAGAUCUUAGUAGUGGAAGGGUCAUACUCGAUGAAUGAAUCGAUCGCUAAGGUCUAUAAAGUUGAUCAGCCGCCGUACACGUUUAAGGAAGCGAAACCAGAUGUCACUUACACUUUCGCCGUUCGCUUGGUCACCGAAGAAGGCUACCAGAGCCCACUGAGCGAGACUUUCAGUACCAGGCACACCUCGGAAGUGUUAUCUCUACCAGUGACGAUGAAUACGUCGAACAUCUUGUCUUUUGCGAUACCAAUUUGUUUGUUGAUCGUGGCCCUGGGAUCUGCAUUGACAUAUUUCGUGAUAAGGCACAGAAGGUUAACCAACAGUUUCACACAAUUUGCUAACAGCCAUUAUGAUACCAGGCGUGGACAGGCAACAUUUCCAGGCACUACAGAUGGUUUAGAAGAAGAAGAUAGUCCGGUGAUCCGUGGUUUUUCAGACGACGAACCAUUAGUGAUAGCAUAAAUUCGCAAGUAUCACACACCACAAAAUACGUCCACCACACCAUGAAGUAUGCACAUAAAACACAGUUAUAAACCGAAAAAAAUUAUCGUAAUCCUAAAAAUUAUAAUUGUGAAACACAAUGUGGUGAAGCUUGCCUGUACGACGCACAGACUAAAUGUUUGAAGGGUUAACAAGAUCACAAAAUGAAAAGCAAAGGCUAUCGAAUAAAAGAAGAAUACGUUUUUACGAAAAGGACAGAGGAAAUACAACUUGCUUUAGCUACUAACUGCGGUGGUAUACCCUUAUUAAAUAUCACGCGAAGUUAACAGGAGUAUAGAACAAAGUGCAAACAUGGAGCAAACAAUGGAGGAAAUGAAUUACCAACUUCAAUUGAUGGUUCAGUUUUGUUCCUAUUACCUUCACUUUGAUCGUAACA
This is a messenger RNA of Habropoda laboriosa, 6901 nucleotides long. RefSeq names its product sortilin-related receptor-like. Gene Ontology annotation, biological process: post-Golgi vesicle-mediated transport. The coding region runs from base 1 to 6486 and encodes 2161 amino acids. The record is from RefSeq and is a predicted model, not a curated record. Gene Ontology annotation, molecular function: protein binding. The transcript has 12 exons. Lineage: Eukaryota; Metazoa; Arthropoda; Insecta; Hymenoptera; Apidae. Gene Ontology annotation, cellular component: membrane; Golgi apparatus.